UGUUCCCAACUGCACAGCACACAGAAUAAGAUUCUUUUGAGCAAUAUCAUCUUAUUUGUUGAGACACGCCUACCCAGAAAACUUUUAAAAUAAGACAUGGAUUCCCACUGUACAAGGAUGGAAAUGGUUCUGCAUUAUCGAGCUUGGGAAAAGGACCCUGCAGCAUUGCAAAACAUUGCAGAAGAAGCCUUGAAGGAAUUUCCUAGGCGGCAGCUGCCAGUCUUCAUACCCUGGUUUCCAAACACUUUAUGUAAACUGCCUAUUAAACCUAAAAAUGCUCCUCCAGUUAUUUCUGUUAGAGAAGUAGAACAAGUGAAACAAUAUGUUGCUACUUCAGAAACUAUUUGCAACGCUUCUUUAUGUUAUAAUAGUGCAGAAGGGCUUAAAGAAUUUCAACCCAAUAUAAAAGCGGAACAGACUUUACAAAUUGAGCAUGGAGAAACUGACUUGACUAAUUUGGGAAAGCCAUCAGGACAUGGCAGAGGCAAGCUAAGGAGAACUUGGAGUGUUUCUCUACCCAGCUCAAAACUUAAAGGCAGCAUUCUUCCUUUAUCUCUAGAAUUGCAGAGAACUUUAAAAAAAUUAAAGUUGCAUGUAUUCUAUAGAGCGUGGUGGAUAAUAGAACCAUCUAUUUGUAACAACCAAGUUUUGGAAGAGAUUUGGAUAAAUCUUAAUGUCAUGAUCAAACACAAUGAACUUCCAUCUUGUAACGCUACAAUCCAGAGACAUGAAAGCCAGAUUUUGAUUUUCUGUGAUAUAUUAUACUGUGAACAUAUUGCAAACACCCUUAGAAAAAAAUUAAACAUUAAGGGAAAGAUGAAUCUGCUUGUUCACAAAUAUGGGAUUAUACAUAGCUUCUAGUUUUUAGAUAAAGCAAGGCAGUAUGCCACUUGGGAUCUGAUAAACCAAAAUGAGCAUAUUAGCUGCUGUAUAUUUGCCAAACACACUAUUCCACUCACCACUCUUCCCAACAAAGGGCUAAACGGUGGUAGCAUUUACAGAUGGUAAGUUGAGUAUUAGGCUCAAAGCAAUCUAUUUCUUCUAUUCCUUAUGAAGCUAAAAUCUGAAUCCUGAAUGUUUGUGCAGGCAACAAGCAAGGCUGUCUUUUUAAAUAUAAUGCUAAAUAAACUACAAAUGGAAUUUAUGGAUUUAUUAGCUGUACCUUCUGGCAGGAUAAGUCAAGCAGAAGUAAUCAUGAAGCAUGUACUGGCAUAAGCCACUUUAAUACUGCAUUUCGUGA
Molecule: messenger RNA, 1240 nt
Organism: Notechis scutatus (mainland tiger snake)
Lineage: Eukaryota; Metazoa; Chordata; Lepidosauria; Squamata; Elapidae
Source: RefSeq, a predicted model, not a curated record